AUGGCAGAGAAUGGGGCACAUGAAGGAGAGCAGGACAUUGUAAAGAAAAUCGAAGAGACCAGACAGAGAUUCAAGAAUGAAUUGCUCCAAGACUCAACGGAAAAAUAUGACCCUAGGGAUGUGGAAAGGCUUCAGAGUGAUGACUCUCUGGUGGAAGGCUACCUGACAUGGAGGCUUUAUGUUGUGGAUGAUGCCUUGAAAAUGAUUGACGAAAGUUUUCAGUGGAGGAAAGAGUUUUGUGUGAAUGAUCUUAAUGAGAGCACCAUUCCCAGGUGGAUGUUCGAGACUGGUGCCGUCUACCUCCAUGGAUACGACAAAGAGGGAAACAAGCUCUUCUGGUUUAAGGUGAAGCUGCACAUCAAGGAUGCAAAAACCACCGUGGAUAAGAAGAAGUAUAUUGCCUUUUGGCUGGAGCGAUAUGCAAAAAAAGAACCUGGGAUGCCCCUCACCGUUGUGUUUGACAUGUCAGAAUCUGGUCUCAGCAAUAUUGACAUGGACUUUGUAAAGUAUGUCAUCAAUUGCUUCAAAGUUUACUAUCCAAAGUUUUUAUCCAAAAUGAUCAUUGUGGAUAUGCCGUGGAUCAUGAAUGCUGCAUGGAAGAUUGUGAAGUCCUGGUUGGGUCCAGAAGCAAUCAGCAAACUCAAGUUUGCAUCCAAAUCUGAGGUCCAGUCUUACAUUGAUCCCGAGUACCUGCCACCUCACAUGGGUGGAACGGACCCCUUCAAGUACAGCUAUCCGCCUCUUCCUGACGAUGACUUCCAAACCCCCAUCUGUGACAACGGACCCAUUGUUAGUGAGGACGAUACCGAGAGCAAAGAGGGCGAAAUGGAAAGCAAGGAUGGUCUUGAGUCCAGUUUCAGCUCUGAGAUCGUGGAAAGGCCCAAAAAGGUGAACUUUCUGGAGGACAGUUUCCGAGCAGAGGACAAUGACAGAGACUCGCAUGUCCGGGUCAAAGGAGUCCGGAAGCCGCAGACCACCUUCAAAGGCGCACUGCUCGAUGUCAGCCCCGCUGAGGAGCUCAGCUUUGGUUCUGGGGAGACGGAGAGGAAAUGCCUCAUUAUCCUGAGCAACGUGACCAAAAACCGGGUGGCCUUUAAGGUACGGACCACAGCACCUGAGAAGUACAGAGUGAAGCCCAGCAGCAGCAGCUGUGAGCCGGGGACCUCAGUGGACAUCAUCGUGUCCUUACAUGGAGGUUCCCAGGCCUCGCCACAGGACCGGUUUCUGGUAAUGGCUGCAGAGAUGGACAACGCCGGAUCGCAGGAGCUUGCACAGUUCUGGAAAGAAGUGCCAAAAAGCAAGGUCAUGGAACACAGGCUGCGCUGCCAUGCUCUGGACAGUGUUAAACCGCCAGCCAACCCCCUCAGGGACACCCCAGUGGACGCAGUGACCAGCGGGCAGCAGGAGCUAAGCACAGCACUCAUGCGGGUGAUGGCCUCCAACUCCCGGCUGGAGCAGAACCUGAACACGUGCCUGUGGGGGCAGAAGGUUCUCACGGGGCUGGUGCUGAUCCUGGUAGUGCUGAACCUGCUGAGCCUCUACCUGCUGGGCACAGCCCAGCGGCCAUCUUGA
Menidia menidia (Atlantic silverside) is the source of this 1572-nucleotide messenger RNA. NCBI's taxonomy places the organism in Eukaryota, Metazoa, Chordata, Actinopteri, Atheriniformes, Atherinopsidae. The record is from the annotation of a GenBank genome assembly.